Messenger RNA from Lolium rigidum, 1579 nucleotides. RefSeq lists its product as uncharacterized. Lineage: Eukaryota; Viridiplantae; Streptophyta; Magnoliopsida; Poales; Poaceae. Gene Ontology annotation, cellular component: chloroplast. Gene Ontology annotation, molecular function: double-stranded DNA binding. The transcript has a single exon. Gene Ontology annotation, biological process: regulation of DNA-templated transcription; chloroplast organization. Bases 62 to 1201 code for a protein of 379 amino acids. The record is from RefSeq and is a predicted model, not a curated record.
AACUCGAUUCGAUUCCCCUCCAUCCCCACCGGAAGCGCCACCGGCGCCGUCGCCUGCCGCCAUGCUCCGCCUGCGAAGCUGCCUCCUCACCCAUCUCCUCUCUUCUCACCCAGCCGCCUCCCCUCUCCACCGACUACUCUCAGCGGCUGCCUCCCCAAGCUCCGCGUUCGCCGUCGAGCAGUACCUCGUCGACACCUGCCGCCUUACCCGGGCGCAAGCCCUCAAGGCCUCCACAAAGCUCUCCCACGUCAAGUCCCCCACCAAUCCCGACGCUGUCCUCGCGCACCUCGCCGGCCUCGGCCUCUCCAGCGCCGACAUCGCCGCCCUCGUCGACAAGGACCCCAAGUUCCUCUGCGCCGGCGUGGAAAGGAACCUGGCACCCACCGUCGUCGACCUCACCGGCCUCGGUCUGUCCCGUUCCCAGAUCGCCUGCCUCGUCUCGCUCGCCCCCGCCAAAAUCCGCCGCAGAUCCGUCGUUUCCAGGACGCACUACUACCUCUCCUUCUUCGGCUCCUCCGAGACCUUCCUCCAGGCGAUCAAGCGCUGCCCUCAACUCCUCUCGGCCGACCUCGAGAAUGCAGUGAAGCCCAAUGUCGCGUUCCUGCACGAGUGCGGGCUAGGUGCUUGCGAUGUUUCCAAGACGUGUCUCGCUAGGCCGAGGAUGCUCCUCACCAACCCGGACCGUCUCAAGGGCAUGGUGGCGUGUGCCGAAAGUCUCGGCGUGCCGCGUGGCUCUGGAAUGUUCAGGCUCCUGCUCCGUAGUGGCGGGCUUCUGAGCGAGGAGAAUUUCGCAGCCAGAAUGGAGAAUUUGAAGAACACCUUCAGGUGGUCGGAUGCUGAGCUCAUCACCGCCGUGUCCAAGAAUCCGAUGGUGCUCAAGAGGUCUAAGGAGACGCUGGAGAGCAGCUCGAAGCUGCUCAUCUCUGAGAUCGGGUUGGAACCGGCAUACAUCGCUCGUCGCCCGUCAUUGCUCAAUUACAGCCUGGAGGGCCGGAUCAGACCCCGGUACCACGUUUUGAAGUUUCUUAAGGGAAACGGGUUGCUAGAUCGUGACCGGGACUACUAUUCCGCAUUCAAGGUGACCGACAAGGUAUUCGUGGACAAGUACAUAUGCCCUCACAGUGAAGUUGCGCCGCACCUUGUUGAAGACUAUGCCGCCGCUUGCAGAGGGGAAGUGCCAACUAAUUUCAGAUUUGCUUGAACCAAGGACGGGCUAUGGGAAUUGGUAACUGUGUGUUGGUUGUCUGGUGUUACAUGUCUGUUUGAUGCUGGUUUGGUCAUUGCUAGCGUGGGAUGAAACUGAUAAUUUGAUUCCUAAACCACUGACAUGUUAACGGCGUUAUUCAGUAGAGAAGAAACCAUGGCUUGGUUGUGAACUUGUUUGUCCUACUGCAUGUUGUAAGCACACAUAUUGGACCUAAGAAAUUGUGAGACAAUAAGCCAAGGUAAGGAUGAUGUCUUCUUCAUUGUGGUAACGAACUCCUGAUGUUUUAUUAUUUUGUCGCAAUUCAUAGUUGAUAAUUGGAUGAUCUUUCCAAUGCAUGCCCAAAUUUAGAUAAAAAGUCUUUUGGGGAGCAAC